AUGUUCGCGCCGGAAGAUCCCAAAAUUCCUCCACAAGAAAGUGAUCGUAUGCCCGCGCAGCCAGGACCUCCGCAGCUUUUCGGGGCUGGCGCUCGUCCACAAGAAGGAAGGGAACUAUGGUUUUAUGACUUUAGACAACGCGCUCGUGAGAACGGUGAACGAGAUCUCGAACCUAUUCCUCCAUCCUUCAAUAACCCCAAUGAACGCUCCGAACCCGGGCAUGAACCAAGAGUUGGAUGCAUUGUGUGCGGCAUUGCUUUUUACAGAACAUGUUCCUCCGACAGGUAA
This is a messenger RNA of Cylicostephanus goldi, 288 nucleotides long. Lineage: Eukaryota; Metazoa; Nematoda; Chromadorea; Rhabditida; Strongylidae. The record is from the annotation of a GenBank genome assembly.